This is a messenger RNA of Annulohypoxylon truncatum, 1394 nucleotides long. RefSeq names its product S-adenosyl-L-methionine-dependent methyltransferase. Gene Ontology annotation, cellular component: cytoplasm; nucleus. The record is from RefSeq and is a predicted model, not a curated record. Gene Ontology annotation, biological process: tRNA wobble uridine modification. Lineage: Eukaryota; Fungi; Ascomycota; Sordariomycetes; Xylariales; Hypoxylaceae. The transcript has a single exon. The coding region runs from base 179 to 1366 and encodes 395 amino acids. Gene Ontology annotation, molecular function: tRNA binding.
GCCAACGCGAGCGAAGCCUGCGUAAUCUAAAACGUAUCCCUGCCCUGUCUUGUGCCGCUCCAGAUCUAGCACGCCAACCCGCGUAACCUAUAGGUUGGGUAUUGUUGUAGUUUUUUUUUGUACAAAAGUACAAUUACCCUUCAGCCAGCCAGCCAACCAACCGCUCGCGCGCCCAGCCAUGCAGAAGGAGAACCCAGAUCCAGGCUACUAUGCAGCGAUCAGUGGGAUGGAACGGCGGCUAGACCACGAGGGUCCCGCACAAGCUAGCGCCAGCGGUCAUCCUACUACCGCCGGCACCGCAUCCAGAGAGGCGGUGACGAUUACAGGGGGAAGCGAGGUCUGCCACCACCACCAACCCUCUGGCUCUAGCUCUAGCCAUGGCCCUGGCCCUGGCCCUGACGCCUCCGUCGCUUCGCAUCCCGCGGUUACGGUUGCAGGAGUUUCUUCAGCACCUACCAUUCAGACCCAGGCUAGCAAUAGUAGCGCCUGCCCUAAUUCUGGCGUUGGUAAUGCUGCCCCUAUUACCACUACUGUUACUGCCGCCGAGUCCUACGAGCAGCAGCACGUGCACAGCGUCUACGAGACUAUCGCUUCACACUUCUCCUCGACGCGGUACAAGCCCUGGCCCUUCGUCGCUUCGUUCCUCAAUUCUUUAGCCCCGGGGUCCGUCGGCCUGGACGUCGGCUGCGGCAAUGGCAAGUAUCUCGACGUGAACCGGGACUUAGUCAUCUUCGGUUCAGACCGUAGUGCGAACCUGGCCCGGCUUGCGCGCGAUCUUAAAAUCCUGGGGAAGAGCGAAGACGGGAAGGAUAAGGAGAAGGUAAGUGCGGCUACGGGUGUCGAUGUAGUAGGUGUUGCCGACGGCUUGGACCUCCCCUUCGGCGGCAGCAGGCGUGUAGAUUUCGCGAUAUGUAUCGCCGUCAUCCACCACCUAUCUACGCGGGAGCGGCGUAUCGAAGGUGUGCGCGCACUACUCGAUUGCGUUACCCCGCGGACCGGCAAGGUGCUGGUCUACGUCUGGGCGCUCGAACAAGGGAGCAGCCGACGGGGAUGGGAUGAGGGGACCGCGGAUCAGGACCAGCUAGUGCCGUGGGUUCUGAAGGCUAACAAGCCUAAGAAAGCGAAGAAGGACGGGGCUCACAAAAAGGGGGGAGGUGGUGAAAGCACCGAAAACGGGGAACCGGGGCCGGCAGAGGCCACGUAUCAGCGGUAUUACCACCUGUAUAGAAGAGGAGAGUUGGAGGAAGAUGUCGAGGCCGCGGGCGGUGAGAUCCUGGGUAGUGGGUACGAAAAGGACAACUGGUGGGUUAUAGCAAGUCCCAAAGAAGGAAAAGACACGAUUUCACCCUCUAUACUAUCUCGAUAACAAUAUUAAAAAUAAUAUUACAACGGCG